Cucurbitaria berberidis CBS 394.84 is the source of this 2018-nucleotide messenger RNA. Its product is annotated as kinase-like protein. Bases 339 to 1652 code for a protein of 437 amino acids. Gene Ontology annotation, molecular function: protein serine/threonine kinase activity; ATP binding. Lineage: Eukaryota; Fungi; Ascomycota; Dothideomycetes; Pleosporales; Cucurbitariaceae. The record is from RefSeq and is a predicted model, not a curated record. Gene Ontology annotation, biological process: protein phosphorylation; intracellular signal transduction. The transcript has 2 exons.
CCCUCUUCUUCAACCUCUUCCAAACACUCCUUCGUCAACGUUGCUGCUACUACUACUACUACCACCUCUCUAUCGACCUCUGCCAGCCUCGCCUUCAUCCAUCUCAACCUUUUACGUCACCUGACCUGACCAUCUCCCACCUGGAAUACCACCCCCCGGCUUGCAUCCAUCUAAUACGUUCAUCUUCCUUUUCUGAGCCCGUUUUUCCAAAGGAAGGACUAUUGUGCAUCACUUCCAUUUGGACAAGGCCCGCUUUUAAUCUCCGGAUCCCUCUAACAUCGUCCUUGAGGCCUUCAGUGGACCAUCGAGGACUCCAUCUUACCUCCAUCUCUCACAGCAUGUACCCGACGCCGCCAGCAUCUCCUCUCCAAAAUGGAUUCUGCGCCCCGGAAGACCGACUAGGCCAAGUUCUGGCUGGAAGACUACAGCUGACUGGCAUCCUCGGCGUAGGCGCCUAUGGAGUAGUAUACACCGCCGUAGACAUUCAGACGAAUAUCCCCUAUGCCGUAAAAGCGCUCAACAAGCUUGGCCUUGAGCCUCGCCAACGCAAGUUCCAGCAACGGGAGAUCCAGCUUCACCACCAGGCCAGCGCUCACCCCAACGUUGCCUCGCUGGUCAAGAUCAUGGAUGCCCCAGACUGCACUUACGUCGUCAUCGAAUACUGCCCAGAAGGUGAUCUUUUCUCAAACAUCACUGAGCAGGGCAAGUACGUUGGUAAUGAUGCUCUUGCCAAACAGGCCUUCCUCCAGAUCCUGGAUGCCGUCGAGUACUGCCAUUCCAUUGGAAUCUACCACAGGGACCUGAAGCCGGAGAACGUCUUGGUCACCGACCAGGGCAUGACUUGCAAGCUUGCCGACUUUGGACUCGCCACUACUGACCACGUCACCUCUGACUUUGGAUGCGGCUCGACUUUCUACAUGUCACCAGAAUGUCAAACUGCUGCGCCCAAGGCCUACUCCUGCUACGCCUCGGCACCCAACGAUGUCUGGAGCCUGGGUGUCAUCCUGGUCAACCUCACAUGUGGACGCAACCCAUGGAAGCGGGCUUCCUUCGAGGAUAGCACCUUCCGCGCCUUCAUGAAGGAUCCCAAGUUCCUCAGGACUAUUCUGCCCAUCUCCCUCGAGUUGGAUGCUAUUCUCAGGCGGAUCUUUGAAUUCAACCCAUCCAAGAGAGCCACGAUCCCCGAGAUUCGUGACAUGAUUCUCCGAUGCUCUGCCUUCACGGCAACCAAGUCCGCGGUCUCGACACCUCUACCUUCCCCUCCCUUCAGCCCAGUGGACUACACCCGAGAUGCGGUCUACAAUGCCUGCUACCAGGCUCCUGCUGUUCCCUCCGUCGCUCCCCUUCCAGGCCCAGCGUACUCUCCACCGGUCUUCCAUCACUCCAUCUCCUCCGGAAGUUCCAACUCCGACAACGAUUCUGUCUUCUCUUCUUGUUCAUCGGUAUCAUCCGCUUCUUCAACAUCUUCAUACCAAAACGUUUCCCACGCCCCGGUCCACAAGUUCUCUUCCCGGGUACCCCAACAACAAACAUACUUUUCUCCCCCACCCCCGGCAAAUACGUGGUUCCAGCCCUUUAUCCAGGCGGCCAACCUAGUCAAGCAUGUGUCCUUCCAGCCGUCGAUGAUGGCAACCCCGGUCCAUGUUUACUAGACCAAUCUUCCCUACUACCAUUCCACGGAUUACUUCUAUUCCUUCAGAUACGCUUUCUACGAUGUGUUCAUAUUAUUCUUAAAGUUUCGAAAAGUCACGAUGAUAUGAUAGCGGUGUUUCUCGCUCGGUUUUGGUGUUGUCUUGGAUUAUUUGGCGUUUCAAAAUAGAUCAACCGGACCAAGCGGCCUCGGACCUAGAAUUAUGGCCACGAUGCUGGCUUACUUAGUUUAACUUGGGAGGAGGAAGCCUAGAUGGCUGCGUGUUUUUUUUUAUCGUUCUAGUGUGGAUACUUCAUUUGGUUCUCAAAUCAGUAUAUCAGGGGGGACAUUGGGCAUCUACACGGAGUUGUUUGUUUUAGACCAUGGC